UGCCUUCUGACCGACAGAUCGAACAAGCCAAUCGAGCGCAGUGCAGAGACCAUUCAAGUGAAGCAAACAGCAAAAAGAAAGAAAACUCAAACUCACAGCAAAGCGGCACUCCGAGGGUAGUGCACAGAGAAACGAGCAGCAAGGAUAACGCCGACAGUGUCAAGUGCUUGAGUGUGGCCAAUCAAUCAGCCAAUCAACCAAUCAAUCAAUCAAUCAUGUUCAAGUUCGUGUGCCUUUUCGCGCUGAUCGCCACAACGGCGGCAGCCGCCUCCGAGGCGGACAGUCUGCUGACAAGUGCCCUGAAAAUGGUCAAGGAUUGCGGCGAUCGUUCGAUGGUGCUGUGUAUGAAGGAACGCGCUCUGCACUAUUUCGAUACGGAGAACGGCGACGUGAGGCUGACCGAGGGCAUUGCUCUGGUGAAGACAGACGACAUACCCGUGGGCCGCUCCCUCAACGACAUCCAGCUGCCCGAGGAGGUGGAGUCCCGCGAGGCCGAGGUCGACUCGCUGCUGGUGGAGCGUGUGGCGCGCUUCUUUGGCACUCACACUCUGCAGUUCAAGGUGCCCAAGGACUCGAUUCAGGACAUGCAGCGGGUGCUCGAGGAGUCGCGCGGCAAGAAGAAGGAGAAGAAGAAGUACCUGAUGCCCCUGCUGCUGCUGUUCAAGCUGAAGAUGGCCGCCCUGCUGCCCCUGGCCAUCGGCUUCCUGGCGCUGAUCUCAUUCAAGGCCCUGGUCAUCGGCAAGAUCGCCCUGCUGCUCUCCGGCAUCAUUGGCCUGAAGAAGCUGCUGGAGUCCAAGAAGGAGAACUACGAGGUGGUGGCGCAUCCCCACUACGAGCACGAGCACAGCUACGGACGGGCCCUGCCCGGCGGCGUCGAGGCCCAGAAUCUGGCCUACGCGGCGUACAAGCAAUAAGCCAAUAACAGC
Drosophila subobscura is the source of this 926-nucleotide messenger RNA. RefSeq lists its product as uncharacterized. The record is from RefSeq and is a predicted model, not a curated record. The transcript is spliced from 3 exons. Lineage: Eukaryota; Metazoa; Arthropoda; Insecta; Diptera; Drosophilidae. Bases 216 to 914 code for a protein of 232 amino acids.